Alternaria novae-zelandiae is the source of this 918-nucleotide messenger RNA. RefSeq lists its product as uncharacterized. NCBI's taxonomy places the organism in Eukaryota, Fungi, Ascomycota, Dothideomycetes, Pleosporales, Pleosporaceae. The transcript is spliced from 3 exons. The coding region runs from base 1 to 918 and encodes 305 amino acids. Gene Ontology annotation, biological process: double-strand break repair via homologous recombination; nucleotide-excision repair; DNA replication. The record is from RefSeq and is a predicted model, not a curated record. Gene Ontology annotation, cellular component: nucleus; chromosome, telomeric region; DNA replication factor A complex. Gene Ontology annotation, molecular function: DNA binding.
AUGAGGCAGGCGCGUCCGACGCGUUUUGCCCUCACCGAACUUCUGCCAUCGCGUCACCCAACCCACACCCACGAGAUGAACAACUACGGCGGCUACGAAACCUCGUACAGCACCACCUCUUACGGCGCUGGCGGUGGUGCUGGCGGAGGCGGCUUCAUACCGGGAGAGGGUGGUAGUACACAGAGCCCUGGCGGUCGACAAGACCGUGCCCAAGAUACCCUGCGACCCGUCACCAUCAAGCAGAUACUUGAUGCUCAACUCGAAGUCGGCAGCAAUGACGCCUUCAAAAUCGACGGCACUGUAAUUACUCAGCUCACAUUCGUCGGUCAAAUACGCAAUAUAUCCAACCAGACUACAAACACAACGUAUAGGCUCGACGAUGGCACUGGCAGCGUAGAGGUCAAGCAGUGGGUCGAUUCCGAUGCUGCAGAGCAGAGCAACCCUACCAAAGCGAAACUCGUCGAAGGCGCCUACUGCCGAGCAUGGGGCAAGCUGAAGAGCUUCAACGACCGAAGAUCCGUCGGAGCGACCGUAAUCCGUCCAGUCGAAGACAUGAACGAAGUCUCCUAUCACCUGCUUGAAGCGACCGCGGUACAUCUAUACUUCACGCGUGGGCCCCCUGGCAGUGCGCAGGGUGGUGCUGCUACGAAUGGCGCUGGAGGACAGCAACAAGCGGGAGAUGGCGGUAGCUACGGCGGCGGAUAUGAUCUUGCCGGUUACACUGCGUCAGCGAAGAGGGUGUUCAACCAUCUUAAGACCACUCCUCAGUCCAACGAGGGUCUUAACCAGCACGAGAUCGCGGCGCAACUUGGUAUGGAUACAACCGACGUUGCAAAGGCUGGUGAUGAUCUAUUGUCGGGUGGUCUGAUUUACACCACUGUUGACGACCAGACCUGGGCCAUCCUCGAGGCUGAUUAA